This is a messenger RNA of Archocentrus centrarchus (flier cichlid), 5770 nucleotides long. It is a transcript of the gene slco5a1, whose product is annotated as solute carrier organic anion transporter family member 5A1. The coding region runs from base 603 to 3203 and encodes 866 amino acids. The transcript has 10 exons. Lineage: Eukaryota; Metazoa; Chordata; Actinopteri; Cichliformes; Cichlidae. The record is from RefSeq and is a predicted model, not a curated record. Gene Ontology annotation, cellular component: basolateral plasma membrane. Gene Ontology annotation, biological process: transmembrane transport; sodium-independent organic anion transport. Gene Ontology annotation, molecular function: protein binding.
UCCGCAUCUCACAGAUUCACUGUGUGGCUGCUCCGUAGAGAACAACAGGCUACCUCCCUCAGUCCUGUGAUGCUGCGCAGCAGUGGGACAAAGGAAACAAAAAAGGAAGAUUUGAAGCAAUGUUGCCAUCUAACAAAGAGCCAUAAAAUCAGGAUCAACAUAGGAUUCUAGAUAAGAAAAUCAUUAUGACAGCAUCUUUGUGUUAUUGAUUACAUUUGAAUCAUAUAGAAAAUUAGUUGUCAAUACAUAACUCCACUGAUGACCUCAAGUUUUUAGUUCAAGAAGGUGAUGCUUUUCUGUGUUCAGUCAAGCCACCACUAUCAGGAUUUUUUAGUGGCUUGUAAGCAUAUUAGGAGCCUGAUGUCUUGCUUUGAGGGAGGCUACUUGUGACAGAGCAGCGCUGCUGUAAGUAGGGAUGUGGAAUAAAACAUUCACGCAGCUAGAGGAGUUCAGUCUGCCUCAGUCUCACUGGCAGGGCAGCCCUUUCUCCAGCACACAGCCCUGCAGCAGCUCCACGCUGUCCUCAUGUGGCACUAGUUACUGACUGGCAGACUUGUCAGCGCAGCCAGUGGGCUGACUGAAGCUGAAACUCCAGCUGCGCCAUGGCUUCAUCGGACAAUGAUGAAACUGGGAGUGAUCUGUCUGAGUCUCUGGAAAUCUGUGAGCUCCAAGAGCAAUACAUGGAGCCAGAGACCUGCUUCAAAUCCAAAAGUCUACCCAUCCUGAAUGGUCCUUGUCAACAGGAUGGCAAGGCUGCCGAGCCUCGGCUGGUCAGCACAGCCCAGACCUGUGUGGCCGUGGAGGACAGUUGCGGGCUCCAGCCUAAAACUCCGGACUCUAGUCAGGCAGAGUCCCCCUCCUCCAGAACAGACUUCUCCCCCUCUGUGUCCAGCAUGGUGGGGCUCAGCACCUCUCUGCCUUUGGAGGGCCACAGGACCACAGGCUCCGGCGGCAAAAAACUUGGUUUCUCUCUCACCCGCCUUAUCCACAUCCCAGCCAGAAGGUAUGUGCGGGUCAUCCUGAGCGACUCGCGCUGCUUCUUGUUCUGCAUGUGCUACCUGACCUUCAUCCAGUCCCUGAUGGUUUCGGGCUACCUGAGCAGUGUCAUCACCACCAUUGAGAAGCGCUACAGUCUGCGUAGCUCCGAGUCCGGCCUGCUGGUCAGCUGCUUCGACAUCGGCAGCUUGCUGGUGGUCGUCUUCAUCUCGUACUUUGGCGGUAGAGGUCAGAGGCCACGUUGGCUGGCUGUGGGGGGUGUUGUGAUUGCUGUAGGCGCAGCAUUGUUUUCCCUUCCCCACUUUAUCUCACCACCCUACCAGAUCCAAGAGAUGAACUCCUCAGCGGGCCACGAAGGCCUCUGUCAGAGCAGCAACAACAGCGGCCGUGAACUUGAUGUGGCAUCGUGCCCUCGCGACCAGGAGGGCAAUGAGCACAACCUGUACGUGGCGCUCUUCAUCUGUGCCCAGAUACUCGUGGGCAUGGGGUCAACGCCAAUCUACACCCUAGGGCCCACCUACCUGGAUGACAAUGUGAAGAAAGAAAAUGCAUCUCUGUAUCUGGCCAUCAUGUAUGUGAUGGGAGCCCUGGGACCUGCAGCUGGCUACCUACUUGGAGGCGUCCUUAUCGGCUUUUAUGUUGACCCCAAGACUGUUGUCAACAUCGACCAGAAUGACCCCCGUUUUGUUGGCAACUGGUGGAGUGGCUUUCUCUUGUGUGCCAUAGCGAUGCUUCUGGUCAUCUUCCCCAUGUUUGCCUUCCCUAAAAAGCUGCCGCCACGCCACAAAAAGAGGAAGAAGAAGAAGAAGAUCGGCUCACCGGGUGACGUGUCCAGUGAUGAUGAUGUGAUGAAGGAAAAGUCCAAUAGCAAAGGCCAAAAUGUUUCCUCCUCCAUGGGCUUUGGAAAGGAUAUUAAAGACCUUCCCAAGGCAGCGCUGAGGAUCCUCAGCAACAUGACCUUCCUGUUCGUCAGCCUGUCCUACACAGCAGAGUGUGCCAUUGUCACCGCCUUCAUAACCUUCAUUCCCAAGUUUAUUGAGUCACAGUUUGGUAUCCCUGCCUCCAAUGCUAGCAUAUACACAGGUGUUAUCAUCGUACCCAGUGCCGGGGUGGGAAUCGUGCUGGGGGGCUACAUCAUCAAGAAGUUGAAGCUCGGUGCAAGAGAGUCAGCCAAGCUGGCCAUGAUCUGCAGCGGGGUGUCUCUUCUGUGCUUUUCCACUCUCUUCAUUGUGGGCUGCGAGAGCAUCAAUCUAGGAGGCAUCAACAUACCCUACACAACUGGUCCGACCCUGACGAUGACCCACAGGAACCUGACGGGCAGCUGCAACGUGAACUGUGGCUGCAGGAUCCACGAGUACGCUCCAGUCUGCGGCUCUGAUGGUAUCACCUACUUCAACCCCUGCCUGGCUGGAUGCAGCACUGUGGGCAAUGACAGCACUGGGAUCAGGAACUAUACUGACUGUGGCUGCGUGCAGAGCAGGCAGGUCAUCACUCCGUCCUCCGGCGGCCAGGUCAAUCAGCUCCAGCUGGUCAUUGUUAAAACGUACCUGAAUGAGAAUGGCUAUGCGAUGUCGGGGAAGUGUGACCGCACCUGCAACACACUCAUCCCUUUCCUCAUCUUCCUCUUCAUUGUCACUCUCAUCACUGCCUGUGCUCAGCCUUCCGCCAUCAUUGUCACACUCAGGUCUGUUGAUGAACAAGAGAGGCCCUUUGCUCUUGGGAUGCAGUUUGUCUUGCUUCGAACUCUUGCCUACAUACCGACGCCCAUCUACUUCGGUGCUGUGAUCGACACCACCUGCAUGUUAUGGCAGCAGGACUGCGGCGUGCACGGCUCAUGCUGGGAGUACGACGUCACCUCGUUCCGGUUUGUCUACUUCGGCCUGGCAGCCAGCCUGAAGUUCGUCGGCUUCGUCUUCAUCUUCCUCACCUGGUACUCGAUCAAGCACAAGGAGGCGCGAGCUGAGCGCUGGCGUCAGCACCUGCCUCCGCUGGGCACCGUCAGCGAGCUCAUAUGCCACGCCGGAGGCCAGAAAAGCCACGCGCGCACUCGUUCCUGUCCCGUGUUCAUCCCGCCUCGGCCCGACCCGCCAGCUGCCCUCCUGCUUAACCAUGGGCACAGCAGCCUCAGCUGCCCAGGCAAUGCCCUUAAAGCAAUAACUCCCCCCAUCUUGUUGCCACAUCACCACCGAGGCUCUGCCCACGUCUGAGAGCCUCCCUUCGGGUUUCAUGGUGACACGUGCCUUCCUGUUUGUGCAUUUGCAUGACACAGUGUCUGCUUACAACACCAAUCAGACACCAGGCGGGCUCCCCAGAUUCUGUAGGGCAUACAGGUAGAGACACAAGUACGUCCACACUACCUAAAGGGCUGCUUGUCCUUUACGAUGACUGGAGAGCGAAAGAUGUUCUUUUACUCAGAGCAUAUCAUCAGCUGCAGCCACAUGGCAUCCACACAGAAGGUCAGACCUCCAGGUUUGGACACUAUAAAGACAUCUCAUGGUGCUACUGUUAAAGGGCAGGGCAUUAUAAUUAUGUACAGACAGAUGAAUCCUCAUCAACACAGCAUCUAAAGCACAACCUGUACUAUGCAAGAUCCUAUGUACAGCCCCCUCUAUCUGUACCUCUUUUUCUCUGCUCAUCCACACAUACCACCACACUGUUGUGGACUCUGAUAAUCCCACAGUUUAAGCUGUGAGCACAUCAGCUGUCUCUUGUGCAUUUGAGCCUUUCCACCCGUUUUCUUGUCUGCUGUCGUCUGCGUCUUCAGUGAGAUUGGUUUCUAAUCCUUUCACCUUCCUUUUUUCUUAACAGUGCCUCUCAGGCUGCCUCAGCCAGUCCAGUAUACAAGGCUAGCUACCAGGGUAAAUGCUAGUUACUGAAAAGCCAGUCACUUUUUGUUCAGCUUUUUGUGAUUGGCUGUCACAGAUUUUGAGUCACAGAUGAUCCUCUGCAAGUUAACCGUGUAGCUUAAAGCAGAUAAAGAGCAGUGGUACAGUGUUGAACGACUUCUGCAGAAAGUCAGUAGACAAGAAAUCUCUAUUUCAUUACCCGUGAUGUUAUUAACAUGUUGUUUGUCAGGUGGCAAAUGUGAGAAAGGAAAUGAGAAUGGUACAUUUUCUCUAACCAUGUGCUGAAGUUACUGAAUGUCCCAAAGAUGUGACAGUAUCUUUUGUUUUGUUUUUUUAAACGUGGCAAAACUUUAACCCCUUUUUAAAAACAUUGUCUUCAGAGUAAAAUGAUUUGUAUGGAAUCUAUAGCAACAACCAGCAGAUGAACAGAUGCAUCAUUUUGGCUUUGUAUUGUAAUAGCUUCUCCGUACUACUGAUCAUGAGAUGUACAUAGUAGUAAUUCAAGAAUAUAAUAGUAGUUAAGCAACCAUGACCCCUUUAGUCAGUUCUUGGGCGUUUGGGGCCAUCUAGUGGACAGAGAUGAUGGCGUGAAGGCCAGUGAAUGCUGCUGUUUGUCAGACCUACUGUACUUUGAAAUUAUGAAAUGACUGGUUUCUAAGUUGAUCACUGCUCUAGAUUAAUCGCCACAGCCCCCCCGUUUAGAUUAUCACUGAACGAAACGAUUAUCUGCUGUCUUCGAUAUUUAUUGAAUUAAGUCAGAUGUUUAAAUUUUUUCCUGCUGGUUUGAUGAAGUCUGCCGUGUUUCCUUUAACACUGGGCUCGUGUUUCAGUCAACUAUGACUUCACUUCCUUUGAUCAGGAGAAGAAACGAGGAGGCACUGAAGCCUUGUUGUGUUCUGAAGUUAGAAAUGCACUUUAUAUAAGUGCAUUCAAAAAGUCAAAUGUGACUUUUUUUUGAAAACCAAAUUUUAAGUUUUUUUUUCCAUAUGUGCGAAGGAAUAAAUGAAAAAAAAAAAAGUAUUUUAUAUUCUGAUUGGUUUGAGUUAUUUAGUCACUAGUUUUGAAUCUAAUGCAGUGACUAAAUUUGCCCAAGAUUCAGUGUCCUGCUGCCUAAAGAUUAUCGUAGGUAGAUCCAAGUUUAAUUUUAAUAUUACUGUGACUUCAAAUAAAAUAUUCAAAAGUUGUCAUUGUGUAAAUAUUAAAGCAAAUGAAGCAUAUUAUAGAGCUCACAUGUAGUUAGCAACAUAUUUAUGAACUAAUCCAUGACUGUAGUUAAAAAGAAAAAAAAAAAAAAACACUUAAAGCUACAAAAAAAAAAAAAACGUGUUCUAUGGUGGCUGAACAGUAUUAUUCAAAUGGGAAAGUUUAUUUUCCAUCAUGGAGGGGAAAGAGUUGGGUUAUUGAAAUGUUAUCUGGUAACAGAACAAAUUAAUUACACUGUUUAAACUAUGCUUCCCAGAAUGCCCUUCUAUCUCUUAUGAUUCUCUACGCUUCCUCCCCUGUGUCGUAUUUAUCACGCACUCUAAAAAGAAAUAGCAAUGGAAAUGGGAAAUGGACUAGUUCUUAUAUAGCGCCUUUCUACUCUAGCUGAGCACUCAAAGCGCUUUAUACAACACGUUUGCAUUUACCCAUUCACACAGGCGCCGUUUUUCUCCUUCAGUGCUUUCUAACAUUCAUACUCCGGCGGAUGCAUCAGAGAGCAUCUUGGGGUUCAGUAUCCUGCCCAAGGAUACUUGGGACGCAGAUUGGAGCAGCCAGGAAAUCAGACUACCAACCUUCCUAUUAGCAGAUGACCUGCUCUACCGCCUGAACCACAGCCACCCCUGAAUGUAGGAUUAUUGAUCACGUGACUGAAAGGCUAAUCAUCGAUUGGCUUACUCUGUUCUGAUCAAAAAAAAAAAAAAAUACCUGUUCACUGCAAGGUGGAC